Molecule: messenger RNA, 1638 nt
Organism: Thyridium curvatum
Lineage: Eukaryota; Fungi; Ascomycota; Sordariomycetes; Thyridiales; Thyridiaceae
Exons: 2
Coding region: 1-1638 (545 amino acids)
Molecular function (GO): iron ion binding; heme binding; monooxygenase activity
Source: RefSeq, a predicted model, not a curated record
AUGAACGCGACGACAGAAGCCGCUGCGACCCAGCUGGGCCUGGUCGCCAGAGCGAGCAGCCACCCUUACGCGACGGCCUUGCUCGUCUUGAUUGCCAGCGCCCUGCUGCUCAAUGCCGUCUCCCGCAAGGCGUCCAAGCAGGUGAACCUGCCCGCAUGGGUUCCCAUCGAAAUCGCCCUGACCAGCGUCCUCGUCGCCUCCGGCGGCCUUGGCCUGCGGCUCUGCUCGAUGCUCCGCCGACGCACCGGCGCCCUCUUCGGCGUCACGUCAAAGCACUCCAUCCUGCUUGACAUCAAGGGCCAGGACCGCUUCUUCGCGGCGCCGUCGUCCUCGCUCAGCGGCCACAUGCGCGACUGGACCAUGACGACGCGCGUCUUUGGCAUGGACGCCACGGACGAGCUGUUCGACAAGGCCAACGCGUCUUCCAAGGGCCUGUACGUGGCUGUUGAGCGCCUGUUUGUCAACGACGCAGCUUCGACGGCGGCGAUACUCCGUGCCGAUGUGCCGGGCAAGAUCGCCAGGCUCGCGACGUUCAGUCCCGAUGCUAAGCUCCAGAAAUGGGAACUCUCGGCCCAGCGGCGCAUCAUCGACGACAAGGCCGUGGAGGUGAGCCUCGCCAAGCUGCUGCGCGAUUUUGGCGCGUGCAUCGCCAUUCCUCUGCUCUACGGCCAGGACUUUGUGGAUCGCUACGAGACUAUCCUGUCGGACCUGUGGUCCUUCGACAACGACGCCUUUCCACUCCUGAUCAUCGGGGUUCCCAAGUGGGCGCCCAUCAAGGGACUACGGGAAGGCGUCGCGGCCCGGUCCCGCAUGCACAAGGAAUUAGAGGGACUGUACCGCCGCAUCACUCAGUACCAGAAUGGAGAGCCCGUCGACUUUGAUGCCGACAUGUCUGAUGUAAGCGCCGUGGCCCUGGAGCGUAACAAGGUCUACAUCGAGCACGGCUACUCUGUCCACCACCGAGGCCAGUCAGACCUAGGAAUCUUUUGGGCCCAGAACGGCAACACGCAGCCGCUUCUGUUCUGGUUCAUCGGAUAUGUCUACUCCACACCCGGUCUCCUGGACAGCAUUCGCAAAGAGGUUGCGCCCUAUGUACAGCUGGCCGCCGCGAAUCCGGGCGACGAGCCCGAGAUCACCUCCUACGACCCCGCGGGACUGUCCCGAGACUGCCCUCUGCUCAAAUCGGCGCUCUUCGAGACCUUCCGCCUCACUAGCGAGCCGACUUCGAUACGCUACCUGAACCGUCCCCUGACGCUCCACGCUGGAGGGCACACGCACGACCUCAAGGCUGGCACAUGGCUUUCUGCUCCACACGCUGUGGCCCAGUACGACCCGGAGCUCUACCCCGAUCCUACCAAGUUCGACCCGGCCCGCUUCAUCGAGGAGGACGAGUCUGGUCGGAGGAUCGCCCGGUACGGAAAGUUGAAGCCCUGGGGUCUGGGGACGGGGAUCUGCAAGGGACGUACCUUUGCCGAGAAGGAGAUCCUCGCCAUCGGCGCUGCCAUUGUCACGCUGUGGGACAUGGAGCCCGCGGACGGCGCGGCAUGGAAGAUGCCCGGCACGAUUCCAGGAACCGGCGUCAAGAAGCCCACCGAGGACAUGAGAGUCAUUUUGAGGAAGCGUUCGUGGGCUGCGUGA